This is a messenger RNA of Malus domestica (apple), 3578 nucleotides long. NCBI's taxonomy places the organism in Eukaryota, Viridiplantae, Streptophyta, Magnoliopsida, Rosales, Rosaceae. The record is from RefSeq and is a predicted model, not a curated record.
CUUUUUAUUUCCUUACGACCUGUUUGGUUGCCGAGAAACCCGAAAAUGAAUUAAAGGAAUGGAAAUAAUACAAAUAGUAAUCUGUAUGUUGUUUCUCUUUCUCCUGGAAACUGUUGCGUUCAAUGCUUCUGUAUUCGCUAGUUUUCAGGCUACAAGUUCAUAAUUUGUAAGGAGGCACAACCAAAUUAAGAAGUGCAGUAUUACGAAGCUUGGUGCUUCGAUCUUGCGGUAAAUCAUUCAGUAAUAUGCUUUCCGUUCGUAGAUAUUGCUUUAGAAAGGAUGUUCUUUCAUAUAGUUUGAAUUCCAUCACUAGCACAUUGCGGCCUAUACACUAUUUGAUUCAAACCCAAAUUGACCCAGUUCCCAAAAUCGCUUCAAAUGGAUAUUUUGGUAUAUAUGAGCGGUUUUUGCUGCAUAAUUUUUACUCGACCAAGCCCCCAUCACGAUCGUUUAGAAGGAGAGAACGUAAAAGAUCGGAAUCCAAUAGAUCAACUCUUGAUGAAGUCCAGUUUCAAAGGGCCUUAUCCCAGUUGUUGCCUAGAUUUACACCUGAAGAGCUUUGCAAUGUUAUAACUCAGCAAGACAAUCCUUUUGUGUGUUUAGAGUUGUUCAAUUGGGCAUCACAACAGCCGCGGUUCAGACAUGAUGUUUCUACUUAUCACAUUACGAUAAAGAAACUUGGCAUAGCUAAAAUGUAUCAAGAAAUGGAUGAUGUUGUCAACCAAGUGCUUGCUAUUUCUUACAUUGGUUCUGAGGCGCUUUACAAUUCCAUUAUCUAUUUUUUCACGGAAGCUCGGAAGUUGACUAGAGCUGUCAAUAUAUUUAAACACAUGAGGAAUAGCAGAAACAUGGAGUGUAGGCCUUCAAUCAGGACGUACAAUAUUCUUUUUACGGCCUUUUUGAGUAGAGGAUCUAAUUCUUACAUAAAUCACAUGUAUAUGGAGACAAGCAGGUGUCUGUUUCGGCAAAUGGUGGAUGAUGGGAUUGAGCCUGAUAUUUACUCUUUGAAUUCUAUGAUUAAGGGGUACGUACUUUCCCUUCAUCUCAAUGAUGCACUUAGAAUAUUCCAUCAGAUGGGCGUGGUCUAUAAAUGCACACCAAAUUCAUUUUCCUACGAUUAUCUCAUUCAUGGGUUAUGUUGCCAAGGCCGAACAAAUAAUGCUAAGCAGCUGUGCAAUGAAAUGAAGAGCAAAGGGUUUAUGCUGAGUAGUAAAUCAUACAACUCACUUGUGAAUGCUUUGGCUCUUCAUGGAGAGGUUGAGGAAGCACUGAAGUAUCUGUGGGAGAUGAUUGAGAAUCGAAGAUCAGCUGAAUUCAUUACUUAUAAGACAAUACUUGAUGAAAUCUGCAGACAAGGAAGGGUUGGCGAAGCAAUGAAAUUGUUGAAGGACUUCGAAGAGAAAGACCUUCUGAGUGGGCAUGUUUACAGGAAGCUUCUAUAUGUGCUUGAAGACGACUAUGGAGAUCCAAAUGCCCAUGCUCAAUUCAGAUAAACACGUUUUACAAGUUACCCCUCUUAUUGUUGAAGUUAAAACAGUGCAUCAUUACGUUGUGUUCGAUGAUUACAAAAAAUGUUGCCAUUUGGUCGAAAAUCGUUUCAGGAAACAAUAAUAUAUUAACCCACCUCAAACAGUGAUGUUAAGAAAUCAGCACAGCUCACUCUCCGAGAACUUUCUGUCAAGCAUGUAUUCACCAGCAUCUCUUCCCUUAGAACAUGCUCCUGUGGCAUCGUGCUUGUCCAAGACAAAGCCCGGAGAACUAGAAGAUUCUUUGCUCAAUUGGUACAAGAGCACCACCAUCCCUCCCUCAGAAUCCACAAACUCACUGAGAAGGCGAGUGAUGAUGCCACUAAGAAGGCUGUGAGUGUGGCAUAGCUUCUGGUGGAAGCAGUGAACUGUGGGGUGAAAGAAUUGUUUGUAAACGAGAAACAAAUCGAUCUUGAAAUUCAGGCAUUGACUGCCGCCAUUUCCCAAUUCGUCAAACGGACUGAUCAAUGGCUCUCAGUCAUGCACUCUAUCAACACCGCCAUUAAGGAAAUCGGAGACGUUGAGAACUGGAUGAAGAUCAUGGAAUUUGAUUCACAAAGCAUCAAUGCAGCCAUCCACAGUAUUCACCAAGUUUGAUCCCGCAGGUCACAGGUCCCAGAAAGUUGUCCAGAUUUGCUUUACAGACAUUGUGGAUGAACACUUGCGGUUCCAGUUGACUAUUUUGUCGGCUGUCGUCUUCUUGAAUCUCACUUGUUCGUGAUUCCCCUAGCUGUUAAUCAGAGGCCCGGUAAAUACACGGGAAUCAAACACCAGCUGAGGGAAAGCCCUAACAAUCUUCCAUCCGAGAUCGUACACGAGAUUCUUUCAUGGCUGCCAGUUAAGUCCUUACGCCGCUUUGAGUGCGUCUCAAAGCCAUGGUGUUCUCUGAUCGCUGACCCCAAAUUCAGCACAAUGCACUUCAACAAGGCAAUCAAAGACAGACCGUUUACUCUGCCAAAGACGAAGCUUCAUAGUUACUUAUGUGGCACAUAAUGGACUCUACUCCAUGCACCUCGACGAGUUUCUCGAUCAUAAUGAUACCGAUGAACAGAAUUUAGUAUCAGCCAUCGAGCAUGAGUAUGUUUGUAGCGAAGUGUCAGGUAUUUUCGUUUCCUUGUGUUCCUGCAACGACUUGUUAUGCAUGUUGUGUGACUCAAGGUUAUAUUUGGUUGACCCCUCCACCAAGGAAACCAAGAAACUGCCAGAAAUACCAAAAGAAGAGAAUUAUUGGAAUUCAGUCAAGGUAUAUGGGGUUGGAUUUGAUCGUUCCGCUUAUGAACACAAGGUGGUUACGGGAAUCUACAAUAAACACGAUCGCUUAACCAACCCCUUCAUCGAUGAUUUCGAUGAAGGGGUUGUGUUUAGUGUUUAUACGCUGGAAACCGAUUCUUGGAGAAAGAUUGAGAGAUUGUUUCCCUACAUUACUAGUCAACAAGGAAUUAUGCUGAAUGGAGAUCUCCAUUGAUUUGGGGAAAGACUCGAAGAUCAGUCACAAGUGAUUGUUUCCCUCACUCUAACGGGGGGAGGAGAGAGUUCAAGAAAUUCCACUCCCACUUGAAUGCGAUUCUGUUGAAAGUAUUAAGAGGAAGAUGAAAUUGGGAGUCUUCAGACACUAGUUAUGCAUAACGCAUCAUUCUUAUCCUCGUGGUGGAACAUAUAAUGAGUUUUGGGUCAUGACGGAAUAUGGAGUGGGGAGUCUUGGACUAAAACGAGGGUUUCCAUCCCGUAUUCAACGUUAAAACAUUCCGGUUUCUAGACAGAGUCUCAUGAUUUGAUGGUGUUCGGAGAACAGUUAAUCAUGUACAAUUUUAAUGACGAAAGCCAUCGGAAAAUCAAUAUUCGUGGAAUCGGCAAAGUUGGUCGUGUUUUUACGUGCUUGGAGAGCCUUGUUUCACUUAAACAACGUCAAAGAAGUAAUUUGAAGAUUGAAGCGUAAAGAAAGAUCAAUCGUUUUGCUUUUGUUUCAUUUUUCUUUUCAUGGUUUUGGCUUUCUUUUGAAUAUGCUAGUCAACAUUGAACAAAGGGUUCUAAUAUCUAUAAUGUUGAUUAAUA